Messenger RNA from Lontra canadensis (Northern American river otter), 2803 nucleotides. It is a transcript of the gene FECH, whose product is annotated as ferrochelatase. NCBI's taxonomy places the organism in Eukaryota, Metazoa, Chordata, Mammalia, Carnivora, Mustelidae. The transcript has 11 exons. The coding region runs from base 149 to 1420 and encodes 423 amino acids. The record is from RefSeq and is a predicted model, not a curated record. Gene Ontology annotation, molecular function: protoporphyrin ferrochelatase activity. Gene Ontology annotation, biological process: heme biosynthetic process.
AUGAGCAGGCGCGCCGUGAGGGCUCAGGGGGGCGACGACGCGAGAUAAGGCCUGGGGUGGCGGUGGCCGCAGCUCGGCGCCUGGGGGCCCGGCACCCGAUCGCGCCACCGCGGGAGGAACCCGGGUUCCGGGCGAGGCUGCCCCGGGAAUGCUUUCAGGAGGCACAAACAUGGCUGCGGCCGUGCGAGCUGCGGGCGCCCUGCUCCGCGACCGGCUGGUGCAUGGCGGCUCGAGGACCUGCCAGCCAUGGAGGUGCCAGUCCAUGGGAGCCACGGCAACAGCUACCGCAGAAACAGCCCAACGUGCCAGAAGCCCAAAACCACAGGUGCAACCGGGGAAGAGGAAGCCGAAAACUGGAAUAUUGAUGCUAAACAUGGGAGGCCCUGAAACGCUGGGGGAUGUUCACGACUUCCUUCUGAGGCUCUUCUUGGACCGAGACCUCAUGACGCUUCCUAUUCAAAACAAGUUGGCGCCAAUCAUCGCCAAACGCCGAACCCCCAAAAUUCAGGAGCAGUAUCGCAGGAUUGGAGGCGGGUCUCCCAUCAAGAUGUGGACCUCCACGCAGGGAGAAGGCAUGGUGAAGCUGCUGGAUGAGUUGUCCCCACACACAGCCCCUCACAAAUACUAUAUUGGAUUCCGGUAUGUCCAUCCUCUAACAGAAGAAGCAAUUGAGGAGAUGGAGAGAGACGGGAUCGAAAGGGCUAUCGCCUUCACACAGUAUCCACAGUACAGUUGCUCCACAACAGGCAGCAGCUUAAAUGCCAUUUGUAGAUACUAUAACCAGGUGGGCAAGAAGCCUGGGAUGAAGUGGAGCACCAUUGACAGGUGGCCCACGCACCCGCUCCUCAUUCAGUGCUUUGCAGACCAUAUAGUGAAAGAACUGGACCAUUUUCCACUUGAGAAGAGAAGUGAGGUGGUCAUUCUGUUUUCAGCUCACUCCCUGCCGAUGUCUGUGGUCAACAGAGGGGACCCCUAUCCUCAGGAGGUGGGAGCCACUGUGCAGAGAGUCAUGGAUAAGCUGGAUUACUCCAACCCCUACCGACUGGUGUGGCAGUCUAAGGUUGGUCCGAUGCCCUGGCUGGGCCCUCAAACAGAUGAGACUAUCAGAGGGCUUUGUGAGAGGGGAAGGAAGAACAUUCUUUUGGUUCCAAUAGCAUUUACCAGCGAUCACAUUGAAACGCUCUAUGAACUGGACAUCGAGUACUCUCAAAUUCUAGCUAAACAGUGUGGAGUUGAAAACAUCAGAAGAGCAGAGUCUCUUAAUGGAAAUCCAUUGUUCUCCAAGGCCUUGGCCGAUCUGGUGCUCUCACACAUCCAGUCAAAUGAGCUGUGCUCCAAGCAGUUGACUCUGAGUUGUCCGCUCUGUGUAAAUCCUGUCUGCAGGGAGACUAAAUCCUUCUUCACCAGCCAGCAGCUGUGACCCCCCGCCAGAGGACCCCGUGGGAUUAGGCAAAUGCCCAACCCCCAGAUGCCCCUGUUGCGGAGGAGAUGUAUUUAGAGGUCAAGAAAGAAAGUUACACUGGUAUCUGUACAGCCCUCGGGCACAAAUUGUGUGAUUUCUUGAAGAACAGACUCUGAAAUCCUUAUUGGGGUUUUCUAUUUUUGAAUGCCAGUACAGUAAGCAUUUAUAGUCCCCCUCUGUGGGUAGAGUUACCAGUUUGGAAUGUCCACUAGGCUAUUUAAAAAAUGAGUUUUAAAAAUUUAUCUGAAUAGAUGCACACAUAUUUUAAAUAAAGAUUUUGGUUUUAUUGCCCCAAACCCCUGCAAGGAUAGCUGUGGGCUGUCAGCGUGCAUGAGCUCUGUUUCCAGGCUCGUGCAAAUAGUUGGUGGUCCUUGUUUUUGAAGGGAACGUAGUUGAGCAAAGGAAAUAUAAUUUGAAAAGGAACUGUUUCCUGGCCUUUCCCUAAGCCUGUGGGGCCCAGAGUGCCUCUGAGGUGGCGUGGUUGCCUAUAAUGGCUGUUCCUGCCAGUGAUGUCUCAAUUCGUUUGUCAUUUGGGGACUUAACGUGUGAACCUCACUUUCUUCACCCUAAAACCAAAUCAAGUACAGAUUCUGGAAGCGCUUUAAGAUUCCCCAGGUACACAAGGCUGAUAGACAUAUAGAAAUCCAGCGUUUGUCAUCUGUGCUCUGUGGUGCCACCAACAGGAAAGGGGGGCUCCCCCUGCUUCUUGUCCCCAGGGCUGGUGAGGCCGGGAAAUGCUCACGACGGGCUUCAGCUGUAAAGCUUGUCCCAGGACCGAGUGAAGCUUUCUGUGGGACAUCUUCAUUUUGGUUGAAUGUCUUCUUUCUGCCUACUUGUUUGAAGCAUUAUUUUACAAAGUUAGCUAUGUUUUGUAAUCUUGAAUUCUUUCUUAACUUACAAUUUUUAUUAUAAAAUUAUAUAACCCUCCCACUAGAACUUUGAAAAGUAGAGAAAAGAGAAAUAACCACUCUAAUGCAACAGCCAUUAAUCAUGUUGUUAUAUCUCAUGCCAUUCCUUUCCUGUGGAUAUUUUUAAUGCUACUGUAACCUUGAAUUUAUGAGUGAAAAGUUGUUCUAAAAAUGUGGAAAUAAUGUAAGAUCAAAAUCUGAUCUCCUAUACCUGGAUUUAAAUGGAUUAAAAAAAUCUCUGAUGGAUCCGUAAUGAAUUUGUAAUGAUUACCUUCUCUUUCCUCCAAGCUGUAAAACUUUGUUCUUCAAAAGAGCAUGUCUUUGAUGUUUUUAAAGCCAGUUCUUAAACUGAAGUGUUAGAGGAGUGAUAGAUCUUCUAUAUUCGGGAUUUACUAUAUUAAUAAAUAUUAUCACAUCAUUAGGGUUUUAACAA